AAAUCAAGCUGAAAGAUUAGAAAUCAGAAUCCGAAAUCACACAUUCUAGCCUCAAAAGAGCCUCAAAGUUCAAACUGCUAUGAACAAUAAUUACAGAGAAACACAGUGAUCUCGUUUAUUUAUUAUAUUAUUUAUCUUAUCCCGAUUGAACAUUUUACAGGCUCUGUUAACAAUUGAGAUCAAAUUAUAAUCUUAACCUUCAAAGAUUAAGUUAAAUAUUGAUAUUGACAGUCAAAAAAUUUGAUCUAUUGUAAAAGAAUUUGAGUUCUUGAGUGGCAUUCUUUUAUACAAUAUUUUUUAAACUUUAAUACAUUAGUUAUGGAAGGUGACGGAUUUCCAAAACAACGUCAUAUCCUACACAGCAGCUAUUCUAAUUCUUUGAUGAGAAAAUGGAAUUCGACCAACACCAAUAUUGACUCGACUCAUCUUAUGUAUCCAAUAUUUUUACAAGAAGAUGAUAAUGGUUCAACUGAGAUUAAAAGCAUGCCGGGUGUCAGAAGAUAUGGCAUCAAUAAACUAAUUGAGGAUUUGAAACCCCUUGUGACAAAGGGUCUUAAAUCUGUGCUACUAUUUGGUGUGAUUGACAGUUUACCCAAGGAUCAAACUGGGACUCAUGCAGACUCCCCGGAAAAUCCUGUCAUGCGUGCUGUUCCGCUCUUGAGAAAGGAAUUUCCGGAUUUGGUUAUUGCCUGUGAUGUUUGCCUUUGUCCUUACACUGAUCAUGGUCAUUGCGGGAUACUGGACAAAGUGGGACUCUUAAAAAACAAGGAAAGCAUAAGAAGGAUCGCACAGAUAGCCUUGGCUUAUGCUUCAGCUGGGUGUCACAUAGUAGCGCCAUCAGACAUGAUGGACGGUCGUAUCGGUGCCAUCAAAGAGCUGCUGGUGACGGCCGGCCUGGGGUCUCGCGUGGCGGUGCUCUCCUACGCGGCCAAGUUCUCGUCCAGCUUCUACGGGCCGUUCAGAGACGCGGCCAAGUCGGCGCCUGCCUUUGGGGACCGCAAGGCCUACCAGCUGCCUCCAGCCAGUGCCGGCCUGGCUGCAAGAGCUGCCGCUCGUGAUGUGGAAGAGGGCUGUGAUAUGCUAAUGGUGAAACCAGGCUUGGCGUACUUGGACAUCAUUCAUCAGACAAAGCUAGCUCAUCCCGAAUAUCCUCUCUUUGCUUAUCAGGUUUCCGGUGAAUAUGCAAUGCUUUAUCAUGCUGCAAAAGCUGGAUGUCUGGAGUUGAAAUCAGCACUGCGAGAAACAUUAACAUCAUUUAGAAGAGCAGGAGCUGAUUGUAUCAUAUCCUACUACACUCCUCAAGUACUGGAAUGGAUUGAAGCUGGAUCAUGGAAUGAAUAGUACAUGAAACUCAUCUGAUAGAAGUAGUCCGAUUAUUACUAUUGUGAUAUUCAUCUGAACAAUUGUAGGCCUGGUUAGUUCCUCUCAUCAUCAUACACUGGGUUGCACUAAACAAAAUCAAUCCGGGAUUUGUCAAAGUAUGAAGCUGUUUAAAGAUGGCUAUAGUUGGUCCAACCAUCAGAAUAUUUCACAAAAGACAUUGAACAAUUAAAAUCAUCUAACAAUUGUUAGAAAUAUUAUUGAGUAGGACUUAUAAAGCACAUUCUGUAUAGGAGGUCCUGGUUUAUAUGAUUGUCAAAAAUUGGCAUAAGUUCGGAAUCGCAAAAAAACAAAAGAUCUGAUUAUGCUGUCUAGGCCAGAUAAUAAGGUAUCUUACAGAAAAAGUUGAAUUGAGGUGUACUUCUCAAGUUCUAAUUGAUAUGUGAUGUAACAAUGAUCACUAUUGUUGGCUCUUUCACUGCCUCAAGUUUUUUCUUGUUUUCGUGUUGGGAGGUUUAUAAUAUUUAUACUCAUUUGAUGAAUACAUUUUUGAAUGAAUUUGUUGAUCAUGUCAUGCUCAAUAGGUAUAUAACUUUUAUUGAAAAUAAACUUGUAUUUUAUAACUUGUUAUUGUUUAGAUAAAUUUACAAUACUUCAUUUUAUUUUUUUAAAUAAUUUUGGUAUGGUGUUUUUCCUCUGUUAUUAAAAUGUUUAUAAAUCUUGAAUAAAAACAUGAAUUUUGUGGUUCCUCAAAAAUUCCCCCACCAAAAAAACU
This is a messenger RNA of Nilaparvata lugens (brown planthopper), 2095 nucleotides long. RefSeq names its product delta-aminolevulinic acid dehydratase. Gene Ontology annotation, molecular function: porphobilinogen synthase activity; zinc ion binding. Lineage: Eukaryota; Metazoa; Arthropoda; Insecta; Hemiptera; Delphacidae. Gene Ontology annotation, biological process: heme biosynthetic process. Gene Ontology annotation, cellular component: cytosol. The transcript is spliced from 8 exons. The record is from RefSeq and is a predicted model, not a curated record. Bases 319 to 1341 code for a protein of 340 amino acids.